GCUACCUUCAGUGCGGCGUAGGAAGACAACCAUUGUCUAAUGCGGGGAUGCAGGUGGAUCGGCCGGGCUCAUAACGGCAUGUGAGUCUGAAGUCUGUCCUUCCGGAAGACGAAGAAGUCUGCAGCAUAUCACCUCCAUGUAAAUAUUCAAAAGACCGCAGGAAUUCUGCCGCGAACGUUGUCUUUCUAUCGGGUGUUGGAGCACAGAAUAAUGCCCAGAGCAAUGGGACACUAAGGAAGAUGGCGCUUGCACCUGUUUCUGCUUGGCUCUGUGCCUAGCUAACUCCUGGAGACUGGACUGGACAGGACUGCAGCUGGAAGGAGGCCAGGAUAUUUGGUUUAUGAGGGAGGGGAAGAGGAACAGAGAACCUUGAAUUAGUUUUGUAUUUUUUCUGACCCAACUACCACACUUCAACAUUCUGCAACGAUCACCACUUCACUUGGUUUUGUAAAUGUACUAGUUCCUAGACUCCUAGACGAAUGUUCUAGGUCCGAGAUUCCUAAACCUAGGCUAUAUGCUAGUUCCUAGAUUCCUAAACCUAGGCUAUAUGCUAGUUCCUAGAUUCCUAAAACUAGGCUAUGUGCUAGUUCCAAAAUUCCUAAGUGUAGGCUACAGUAUGUGCUAGUUCCUAGAUUCUUAAAUGUUUAGUGCUAGUACCUAGAUUCUUAAAUGUUUAGUGCUAGUACCUAGAUUCUUAAAUGUUUAGUGCUAGUACCUAGAUUCUUAAAUGUUUAGUGCUAGUUCCUAGAUUCCAAAACAUAUGGAUUCUAUGAUAUCACCAGAACGUUAUUGUAGCCGCUUCACUGGAUAACAGGUGACAGAAUUCCCAAUUUUUCCACUCAAUGGAGAGGCUAAGAAGAGAAUCAGGAUAGAGAGGCAAAGCUAAAGAGAAGAAUUUGAAUCAUAUUAUUGCUGUACCCUUUAGGGAAAACACAACAACAGUGUAGACUGGAGAUCAUUUCGGCCUCUCUCCCAGCGGUAGUGGAUUAAAAGCAACGAGACGUAGUUCGAGGGAUUAGGGUCAGAAGUGGAAGAUGAUAAGCAGACAGGGGAGGUGUGAAGUUCGGGCCGUGUGGCCCCUGCUAUUGACUGGGCUGCUGUUGACAGUCAUGGCCACGGCCUUGGAGUACGAGGGAGUCCCUGGUCAGUGGGCACGGUACGGCCACUGGGAAGCCAAGGCCACAGGCCAGCUGAGCUUCGCUCUGAAGACCAACAUCAGCAAGGCCCUGGUGCUCUACCUGGACGACGGAGGGAACUGUGACUUCCUGGAGCUUCUGAUUGCAGACGGCCGGCUGCAUCUUCGCUUCACCAUCCACUGUGCUGAGCCGGCCUCCCUGCACACGGAGACUCGUGUCAACGACCAGCGCUGGCACCGCGUGCUGCUCACCCGUAACUACCGAGAGACCAGCCUGGUGGUGGACAACGAGGGCAAGGUGGCCGAGGUCAAGUCCAAGAGGAGUGAGAUGGUGGUGGCUAGCGACCUUUACGUAGGCGGCAUUUCUCCAGAUGUUCGCCUAUCUGCCCUCACGUCCAGCACCGUCAAAUAUGAGCCACCCUUCCAGGGCCUGAUCACCAACCUAAAGCUGGGGGAGACCCUCCCCGUGCUCCUGGAUGGCCAGGGUGUUCAGAAUGAUUUGGAAUACCUGUGCAUUAAACAGAACCCCUGCAGCAACAGAGGCCUCUGCUCCAUCCAACAGGGAGAGGUCCUCUGUGACUGCACCGACACUGGAUACAAGGGAAACUACUGCCAUGAAGUUAUCCAGAAAGCGGUAGAAGCCGUAUCAACGCAAUCUGCAAAAGGGGAGUCGGUUGCCACCUACAAAGGCAACGAGUUCUUCAGCUAUGACUUAUCUCAGAUGCCCAUCCAGAGCAAACUGGACGAGAUCACUCUGUCCUUCCGCACGCUGCAGAGGAACGGCCUCCUUCUCCACACCGGGAAGUCAGCUGACUAUGUCAAUCUAUCCCUGAGGAGCGGCGCUGUGUGGCUGGUCAUCAACCUGGGCUCAGGGGCCUUCGAGGCCCUGGUGGAGCCCACCAACGGCAAGUUCAACGACAAUGCCUGGCACGAAGUGCGCAUCACGCGCAACCUGCGCCAGGUGACUGUCUCUGUGGAUGAGAUCUUGUCCACCACCGGCUACACCCAGGAGGACUAUACCAUGCUGGGCUCUGAUGACUUCUUCUACAUUGGGGGGAGUCCCAACACAGCUGACCUCCCUGGCUCCCCAGUCAGCAAUAACUUCAUGGGCUGUCUCAAAGACGUGGUUUACAAGAACAAUGAGUUCAGACUGGAGCUGUCUCGUCUGGCUGCAGAGCGAGACCCUCAGGUCAGUGUUCACGGUGACCUGACCUUCCGCUGUGAGGACGUGGCGGCCCUGGAGCCAGUCACCUUCGACACGCCCACCUCCUACCUCACCCUGCCCAGGUGGAACACCAAGAAGACCGGCUCCAUCUCCUUUGACUUCCGGACCACGGAGCCCAGCGGCCUGCUGCUGUUCAGCCACGGGGACAGACAUCUGCAGGACCUAGACAGACAGCCGGACAGGCAGGCCAGGGCUCAUUACUUUGCCAUGGAGCUAAUGGACGGCUUUCUCUACCUGGUGAUGGACAUGGGCUCUGGCAGCAUCAAGAUGAAGGCCAGCAACAAGAGGGUCAACGAUGGGGAGUGGUGCCACGUGGACUUCCAGAGGGAGGGGCGUAAGGGCUCCAUCUCGGUGAACAGCCGCAGCACACCAUUCUCUGCGAAUGAAGGCAAUGAGAUCUUAGACCUGGAGGACGAUAUGUACCUGGGGGGUUUGCCCGAGGCACGCCAGCGCCUCAUCCUCCCCCCAGAAGUCUGGACGGCCCCCCUCAACCUGGGCUACGUGGGCUGCAUGCGGGACCUGUUUAUGGAUGGGCGGAGCCGGGACCUGAGGAGACUGGCAGAGAUCCAGAGUGCCUCUGGAGUCAGCAGCUUCUGCACCAGGGAAACACACAUCAGGUGUGGCAGAGACGUCUGUGGCAACGGUGGGCAGUGCCGUGAGGGCUGGAACCGUCAUGUGUGUGAUUGCACCAGCACGGGCUACCUGGGUCCCAACUGUGAGAGCGAGGCCACGGUGCUGAGCUAUGAUGGCAGCAUGUACCUGAAGGUGACACUGCCAGUCAGCAUGCACACGGAGGCCGAGGACGUGGCGCUACGCUUUAUGUCCCAGAGGGCCUUUGGGCUGCUGUUGGCCACCACCUCCCAGGACUCAGCUGACACCCUGCGUCUGGAGCUGGAAGCGGGCCGGGUCAAACUCACCGUCAACCUGGAUUGUAUCAGGAUAGACUGUAACCUCAGUAAAGGCCCAGAGAUGCUGUUAGCAGGACAGAAGCUGAACGACAAUGAGUGGCACUCAGUGAAGGUGGUACGUCUUGGGAAGAACCUGCAGCUCUCUGUGGACAAUGUGACUGUGGAAGGCAAUAUGGCCGGUGCCCACACCCACCUGGAGUUCCACAACAUUGAGACUGGCAUCAUGACAGAGAGACGAUUCAUCUCUGUGGUGCCAACCAACUUCAUAGGGCACCUGCAGGCCCUCUCCUUCAAUGGCGUGCCCUACCUGGACCAGUGUAAGAACGGAGACAUCUCCUACUGCGAACUCAACGCUCGCUUCGGCAUGCGCCGCAUCGUGGCUGACCCUGUGACCUUCCACAGCCGGGCCAGCUACCUAGCCUUCUCUACCCUGCAGGCCUACGCCUCCAUGCACCUCUUCUUCCAGUUCAAGACCACCUCCCCCGACGGCCUGCUCCUCUUCAACUCUGGAGACGGCAGUGACUUCAUCAUGGUGGAGCUGGUCAAAGGGUACAUCCAUUAUGUGUUUGACCUGGGUAACGGACCAUCACUCAUGAAGGGCAACUCUGAGAAGCCUCUCAACGACAAUCAGUGGCACAACGUGGUGGUGUCCCGGGAUGACAACAACGUGCACAUCCUCAAGACCGACUCCCGCACCGUCACCCAGCACUACAACGGAGCCCGUAACCUGGACCUCAAAGGGGAGCUGUAUGUUGGUGGUGUGGGGAAGACCAUGUACAGUAGCCUGCCCAAGCUGAUCGCGUCCCGCGAUGGGUACCAGGGCUGCCUGGCCUCCGUGGACCUGAACGGGAGACUUCCUGACCUGAUGGCAGAUGCCCUCCACAGGGUGGGCCAGGUGGAGCGGGGCUGUGAAGGCCCGGGCAGCACCUGUACAGAGGACUCGUGUCAUCACCAGGGGGUGUGUCUACAGCAGUGGGAAGGCUUCUCCUGUGACUGCACCAUGACCUCCUAUGGAGGAGCAUUCUGCAGCGACCCUGGGACCACGUAUAUCUUUGGGAGAGGAGGAGCCCUCAUCACGUACAUCUGGGCUCCUAAUGAGAGGCCGAGCACCAGAGCUGACCGCCUAGCUGUGGGCUUCAGUACUCAACAGAAAGACGCCAUCUUGGUCCGAGUGGAGAGCACCAGUGGACUGGGAGACUACCUGCAACUGCACAUAGAACAAGGAAAGAUCGAUGUGAUCUUCAACGUGGGGACAGAUGACAUCACCAUUGGCGAGCCGGCUGUCAUAGUUAGCGAUGGCAAGUACCAUGUUGUGCGCUUCACACGCAGCGGUGGCAACGCCACCCUCCAGGUGGACAACCAACCUGUCAUCGAACGCUACCCGCCAGGGAACUUUGAUAAUGAGCGCCUGGCUAUUGCUAGACAAAGAAUCCCAUACCGACUUGGUCGGGUAGUUGACGAGUGGCUACUCGACAAAGGACGACAGCUGACGAUCUUCAACAGCCAAGCAGCGAUAAAGAUCGGGGGUCAGGAUAAGGGCCGGCCGUUCCAGGGCCAGAUCUCUGGUCUCUACUAUAACGGCCUGCAGGUGCUUAAGCUGGCGGCAGAGAGUGACCCCAGUGUCCAGGCUGAGGGGAACCUGAGGCUGGUGGGAGACUCACUGUCAGUGCUGACCACUGAGACCACCUCCACCACCCCACUGGCUGUCUCCGACAUGUCCACCACCAUCAUGGAGACCACCACCACCAUGGCCACCACCACCACCCGCAGGCAACGCUCCCCCAGCAUGAGGGAGAGCAUCUCCCAGUCUCAGAACUCGGAUGACAUCCUGGUGGCGUCUGCUGAGUGUCCCAGUGAUGACGAGGAUCUGGAGGAGUGUGAGCCUGGAACAGGAGGUGAAUUAGUGUUGCCUAUAAUAACAGUGGAUUCCCUUGAGCCCCCAUCCAUCGCCACCCGUCACCCUGCUUUCCCCCCUCCUCCCACCUCCCUGUCCCCACUUGAGACCACCAAAGAGUCCCUGAUGCUGUCCAACCCUCACCCUCCCUGCCCCUCGGACCAGGAGGACUGCGGUGACCCUGUGGAGGUCUCAGCCUUUGGUUCGGGGGAGUUGACGGAAUCAGAUGACGAGGACUUUUACAAAAACUCCCCCCUGGUCACUGACAGGACAGUCCUGCCUCCUCCUCCUCCCCCCGCCGCUGGUGAGGGCCGGGCCCAGAAACCCCAUAAUCCCCGCCCCCCUCCUUCUGCUCCCACCACCAACCCUGACCAGCUCCACAUCCCCGCGGGCAAAAUGAACACCCGUGACCAGGUGCUUCUGCCCCCCGUCCCUCCAUCAUCUCGGAAUACACCAGGACUAACCUACCCCCCCAAUUUCCCCCAUGUGCCCACAGCCGACCCUACAGCCCCCGGUGAGAAGAUCAUAUACCCCGGCCUGGUGGAUAGGAUUGGGGAGUCCAGUAGCACCACAGGGAUGGUGGUUGGCAUUGUGGCAGCUGCUGCCCUCUGCAUUCUCAUCCUCCUCUACGCCAUGUACAAGUACCGCAACCGUGACGAGAGCUCCUACCGGACGGACCAAGGCCACAGCUUCAUCAACAACCCAGUUGCUGAGGGCAACGGGGCCAUGGUCAAGCUAGAGAAGACACCAAGUAUAACGGCUACAGUAGCCAAGGCUGUCACCAAGGGCAACAAGAACAAACAAAAAGAGUAUUACGUCUGAGAGAGGGAAGAAGAGAGAAGGAGAGCGAGAGAGAGAUAGGCUAGAGGAAAAUCAUGGAAAGGGGGUUCUCCCAAUUAAAAUUCCACAUUAUCCACUAGAUAAACAUCCAAAGUUUAGGGGGUAAUUGUUAAAUUUGUGCCACAAAAACUAACAACAAAAUAAAACUUGCCAUCAGUAUUUUCACAGUUCCAGGUAAAUUAUAUAUUUUUCAUUUCUAUCACAUACCAAGUACUGUAUUGGUUAACACACAAUUUCAUACUGGAUUAGAAGCCUAUCCAUUUGCUGUCUUUGUAUAUAGCACCCCACCUAUCAACUGUAUGGUUAUGGUUCACGGUGAAAACUAAGCUGAGACCAUUGUACUAUAGAAACAGAUUUGCAUGAAUGUCAGUUCUCAAGAAUCUCAAGUAUCUCUGUCUUCUAAUAACGUCAGAGGUCUCGGUGUGUACCGAUUGGUCAUUGUGGUAAAUAACAACAGAGCAACCCAAUAGCGUUUACUAGAAUAAACAAAAGCCAUACCCAUACUUGGAGACUGAGUGACCCACCUUCUCAGCAGACUAGUCUACCCCAUUGUGUGUUAUCCCGUGUUAACAACUUCCCACUCAGUCUAUCUCUCUGGUUGUCCAUGGUGAAAUGUUAAUGGUUGAAUAUCAUUGAACCAUGUUUUAAGCAUAAUUAUGUAUUUCUUUCCACAUGAAAAAUACAGGUUUUCAAAAGUAAUAUACAAUUCACAGCUUAAUUUAGCCAACAACCCCUCUAUCUGGAUGAAUGAGAUGAGCCAUAUUCUCUCAUCUCUGUGUGAGGAGAGAUCUGCAGAGAUCUACAGUGUGUCAUUCCAUCCAGGAGGAAGUUCCUCAAAAUGCUACUGUAGCAAAGACAUUGCUCUGUAAACAUUUUUGUAUGUAAAGACGUCUUGGGAUUGAAAAAGCUUUGCUCGUUUGUUCUCUGGAGUACAUAGACUAACAGACAUGAAAAAUACACUUCAUGUGAGAGAUGUUCUGCCUCCACGGUUACCACUGUCAACACUCCAGCCAGAUCCCCCAUGAGGAGAAGUAGAGAGUGAAUAUGAAAGGGAGCUUCAGGACACAGAUUCACUUUUGAAUAACUUUUUCUAGUGGUUCCUGGGGAGGGGGAGAUGCCCAACCUUGUGUCAAGAGGCUGGCUUUCCCUUCCUUCUUCAAUAUUGACACAAAACCUGGAAAGGCACAAACAGUAGAAACAUAUCUUUGAGAGAUAAACAAGUGUUUCCUUAGAAAGCAAACUGACCAUGUAUUCUGGUUUUUAUAUCCAUGAAUAAAAUACUAUUGUGUGAGACACAUUAUUGAAGGUUUGUGAAUUGUAUAGCUCUUUCUCAGAUAUUUCCGUGUUUCUCUGGUUUAGCAUUCCUCUUUAACAAAAUAAGGAGUUCAUAAUAUAUGCCAUUUAGCAGACGCUUUUGUUUAUGUUGCCUUUUAUAAUCAGAUACAGAUUUGUCUAUGAUGAGACACCAUUGUCUGACAGGCAGAAACCCAUAUUCAGCAUUUUCUUUUUCAAUGUUGAAUGGCAUUACAUUUCCGUUAAGGACUGGUUUGUGAUUGUAUGUAAACGUUUCAAGAGAAAACACAAAGGAUGAUGUGUACUUAGUUUUUUCUUGGUUCUUCAUUUUAUGUACAUUGAAAAACAUGUCUCUCUUUGUCUGUCGUGUUGACAUUCUCUCCGUUGUAUUAUGUUAAUAUUUUCCAUUUCUGGGAUUUCCUCUUAUUAUUUUAUGAAGUGCCAUUUAACACUGCUCCAGAGUAUAUUCCUGUCCUCACUCAAUGAUAUUGUAAAGUGUUCCUGUGAAAUGAAUCUUAAUAUGUGUACAGUACAUUGACAGAGGGGAAAUACACUUGGUAAUAUACUUUGUA
Oncorhynchus gorbuscha (pink salmon) is the source of this 7867-nucleotide messenger RNA. RefSeq names its product neurexin 2a (gene nrxn2a). The record is from RefSeq and is a predicted model, not a curated record. Lineage: Eukaryota; Metazoa; Chordata; Actinopteri; Salmoniformes; Salmonidae.